AUGUUUAUUACUGUGAUUCCUUAUGCGACACAACAUGGCUUACCAUCUUCCCGGCCUUCACAGGGUAAAGUCGCGGAGCUGCGACAAGAACUCCAUAGCGGCGGCAAGAAGGACAAGAACUACUCCGCGAAGAAGAUCGCCCUCAAGAAGAUUGUCGCAAACAUGACUAUGAGCAAUAACGACAUGGUGGCACUGUUUCCGGAUGUUAUCGAUUGUAUGAAUCUGCCGAGCUUGGAAAUCAAGAAGAUGUGCUUUCUCUUCUUAGUCAACUAUUCGCGAAUGAAACCCGACAUUGCCUUGAAGGCCCUGCCUAUUCUCGUUAACGAUAUGGAAGAUACAAAUCCACUUGUGCGAGCGCUGGCAUUACGGACUAUCUCAUACGUCCACGUGCGGGAGUUUGUCGAGGCGACUGUUCAACCUGUCAAGCGUUUAAUGGGUGAUAUGGAUCCAUAUGUCCGCAAGACAUCCGCUUUCUGUGUCGCAAAGCUCUAUGAGCAUGAUAGGAAAAUGGUUGAGAGCUCCGACCUGAUUGACAGAUUGAACCACAUGUUAAAAGACGAAAACCCAACGGUCGUAUCUAGUGUGCUUGCGUCUUUGACAGAUAUCUGGGGUCGAAGUGAGACUAUCUCCCUGACUAUCGACUACACAAGUGCAUCGAAACUGGUCUCGAUCCUGCCUGACUGCUCUGAGUGGGGCCAAAGCUACAUCCUUGAAGCCCUAAUGUCAUAUGUCCCUCAGGAUUCGGCAGAGGCGCUGUUAUUGGCAGAGCGAGUAGCCCCUCGCCUGUCCCAUUCCAACUCUGCGGUUGUUCUUACUUCCAUCCGUGUCAUUCUGUAUCUCAUGAACUAUAUUGCCGAUGAGAGGCAUGUCACUUCCCUCGCCAAGAAGCUAUCACCACCUCUUGUCACCCUACUAUCCAAACCACCUGAAGUACAGUACCUGGCGCUUCGAAAUGCCAUUCUGAUACUGCAGAAGAGGCCGGAAGUUUUACGAAACGAUAUCCGUGUUUUCUUCUGUAACUACAACGAUCCAAUCUAUGUCAAAGUGACCAAGCUGGAAUUAAUAUUCAUGCUGACGACGAAGGAAAACAUCUCGGUUGUGUUGGCAGAAUUGAGAGAGUAUGCGACUGAAAUCGAUGUUCAUUUCGUUCGGAAAGCUGUACGCGCCAUCGGAAAAUUGGCGAUUAAAAUCGAGUCGGCCGCGAAGGAAUGCAUCGAUACUCUUCUCGAAUUGGUCAACGCUAAAAUCCCAUACAUUGUCCAGGAGGCGACUGUCGUCAUUCGCAAUAUUUUCCGCAAGUACCCCAAUCAGUAUGAAAGCAUCAUUGGCCGUAUCAUUCAGAACAUAGAUGAACUGGACGAACCGGAAGCAAAGGCAGCCAUUAUCUGGAUCAUUGGACAGUAUGCCGACCGCAUCGAAAACUCAGACGGGCUUCUACAAGAUUACCUAGCCACUUUCCACGACGAAACGGUUGAGGUACAACUCGCCUUAUUGACGGCUACCGUCAAAUUCUUUAUUCAACGCCCGACAAAGGGCCAACAGUUGGUGCCUCAAGUAUUGAAAUGGUGUACCGAGGAAACAGACGACCCCGACCUGCGAGACAGAGGCUACAUGUACUGGCGUCUCCUAUCGACAGACCCUGCAACCGCACGACAGGUCGUCAUGGGCCAGAAGCCCCCGAUCAGCGCAGAAAGCGAGAAGCUGGACUCUCGAACCUUAGAAGAGCUCUGCCUGAACGUCGGUACUCUCGCAACUGUUUACCUAAAACCAGUCCAGCAAGUGUUCCGCUCCGCACGUACACGGCGACUUCAAUACAGCCCUGCCUUACAGAAACCACAGAACGACGAUGGAAGCAAUGCCUGGCAAUACCCAGUUAGCCCGUCCUCCGCUGCCCCCGUUACUCCUACCUUAGCGGCAAACGGUGCAGCCCCGGCACCAGGCGACAUGAACGCGGCAGUGAACGCUGCCGAUUCCUACUUCAACAGCGUCGGUACCCAGCAGAUGGCAGCACUGGACCUAGGUGGUCGCGGGGAUGGUAUUGGAGGCGGCGGUGCGCCGCAGACGCAGUAUAUUGUCAGCCAAAAUCAGCAACAGGUGUAUCAGCCCCAGCUGGCUGGUGGAGCGGCUACGGGAGAGUUGUUAUUGUUGUAA
Aspergillus bombycis is the source of this 2151-nucleotide messenger RNA. RefSeq names its product putative AP-2 adaptor complex subunit beta. Gene Ontology annotation, cellular component: membrane coat. The coding region runs from base 1 to 2151 and encodes 716 amino acids. The record is from RefSeq and is a predicted model, not a curated record. Gene Ontology annotation, biological process: intracellular protein transport; vesicle-mediated transport. Gene Ontology annotation, molecular function: clathrin binding. Lineage: Eukaryota; Fungi; Ascomycota; Eurotiomycetes; Eurotiales; Aspergillaceae. The transcript has 5 exons.